Messenger RNA from Lathyrus sativus (Indian pea), 888 nucleotides. The record is from the annotation of a GenBank genome assembly. NCBI's taxonomy places the organism in Eukaryota, Viridiplantae, Streptophyta, Magnoliopsida, Fabales, Fabaceae.
AUGGCAGAAGAGAGAUGGAAAACAACCGAGUACCGAAAAAAGGUCGUGCAGCCCGUCGCGGAAGAAUUAAUCAAGCAUGGUGCUCCUUUAAAAAAUUUUAGUUUGUCUGAGCUUGUUGCAUCUGUAGAAAGAUUUGAAGAGAAAGUGAACACUUGUGCAAAAACUGAGGAAGAGUAUCUUAAUUUGGUGACUGCGAAAGUAAAAUCGAUCCAUGUACUGUCACGGAAGGCCGCUGAAGCCAGAAAUCACCUAACAAAUGCUUCUGACUCAGCUGGAACAAAUGCAAACUUUGAUUGGCAGCUUCAAGUUCUGAAACACAAAUAUAACGUUGUAGUCCGUCGACUUUAUGAAAAGAUUUGUAAAAGGCUUCAGCCUUCUGCUAAAGUUUUAAACUCAAGAGAAUUGGAUAGAUUUAGACACCAUAAGAAUUCAAUGGAAAGCCUUUUUUCACUUUUUGAAUUGAGUAAGAACCAGAUCACUCCGGAUAUGAAGUAUCGACCAAUCGAAGCAGAUCGUUACAUACAAGGUAUUUUAAUGGUGAACGGUUCUACAGUGCAACACUCAUCUAACUUGCAAUCCAAGAAACAACCGGUAAUCCAAAUUGGCAGUUCACAAUGCGGUAAACCUACAUCUGGUUCCCAAGAGAAAAGUCCUGCAAUUGAUCGAUUGAUAAAAGCGUGGACAUCAAUUCUGUUGUUUCGUGUUUUUAAUGAAUUCUACAAAAAUGUUCAUUGCGUAAGUAGUCAUCAAGUAUGCAUCAACCAUUGCUACGCAAAUUCCCCAUGCUGUUGGAGCUGCAUAUUCCUUAAAGAUGGACAAAAAGGAUGCAUGUGCCAUAACUUACUUCGGGAGAUGGUGGUUCAAGUGAGAUUGAGUUAUGAGCUAUAA